CAAUAACACGUCCUCCAAUUACUGCAUGCCAUUCAGUACACUCUGUCCUCUCUCUCUCUCUCUCUCUCUCAAAUUUCCUCCCCCGAAUUCAACAACCACUCUCGUACUCAUCGAACGCCACCAUGAACUGAAUCCUCUCAAAACCAUCCUCACCAAUUCACCUCCCAUCUUUCUUCCUCAAUCCCACCAUUUUUUUCCAAAAAUUCAAGUGUUCAAGCUAACUUAUACGCACGUUAACUAAUCAACCGCCUUCCCCUCCAAAUGGCCAAUCAAAAAUCCGACCAAUCCCAGGAAAAACCCCCCAACCCCAACCACCACCACGCCGCCACCGGACCCCGAAACGUCCUCUUCGGAAAGUACGAGAUGGGCCGUCUACUAGGCCAAGGCACCUUCGCCAAGGUCUACCACGCUAAGAACCUCGUCACGUCCGAGAGCGUCGCCGUCAAAGCCGUCAGCACGGACCAGGUCAGGAAGGAAGGCUUGAUGGACCAGAUCAAGCGGGAGAUCUCCGUGAUGCGGCUCGUGAGGCACCCGAACGUCGUCGAGUUGAAGGAAGUGAUGGCGACGAAGCAGAGGGUGUACUUCGUGAUGGAGUACGUCAAGGGAGGGGAGCUGUUCGCGAAAGUGGCCAAGGGGAGGCUGAAGGAGGAUUUGGCGAGGAAGUAUUUCCAGCAGCUGAUAUCGGCCGUUGAUUUCUGCCACAGCCGCGGUGUUUCGCACCGCGAUCUCAAGCCUGAAAACCUCCUUUUGGACGAACAUGAAAAUCUUAAGGUUUCAGAUUUCGGGCUUUCGUCGCUACCGGAACAGCUGAGAAACGACGGGUUACUCCACACCCAGUGCGGAACUCCUGCCUACGUCGCACCAGAGGUUUUGCGAAAGAAAGGCUACGACGGCGCCAAAGCCGACAUAUGGUCGUGUGGAGUGAUCCUCUACGCUCUGCUAGCCGGAUUCCUUCCAUUCCAGGACGAGAACUUGAUGAACAUGUACCGAAAAGUCUUCAAGGCCGAGUUCGAGUUCCCCCCGUGGUUCUCCUCCGAGUCCAAGCGCUUGAUUUCGAAAAUCCUGGUCGCUGACCCUGAAAAAAGGAUCUCAAUAGAAGCCAUAAUGCGUGUCCCCUGGUUCAAGAAGGGGUUCACCCGCCCCAUCGCGUUUACAAUUCAAGACUCGUCUUUCGAGCUUUCCAAUGACAUGAAGUUCGAAGGCGGGAUUGGAGAAAUUGAAAUGGUGAGGUCGAAAUCGUCGCCUCCGUUUUACAAUGCGUUCGAGUUCAUAUCGUCAAUGUCUUCGGGAUUUGAUUUGUCGAACCUCUUCGAGAGGGAGAAGAGGUCGGGGACGAUGUUCACUUCCAAGAGCUCAGCCUCGGCCAUAAUGGCGAAGAUCGGGGCGUUGGCGAAGAAGUUGGGUUUCAAGAUUGUGGGUGAGAAGGAGUUUGUGGUGAAGAUGCAGGGGAAUGCGGAGGGAAGGAAGGGGAAGUUGGCGGUGACGGCCGAGGUUUUCGAGGUGGCCCCGGAGGUGGCUGUGGUGGAGUUUUCGAAGUCGGCUGGGGACACGCUGGAGUACCGGAAGUUUUGUGAGGAGGAUGUUAGGCCUGCGCUCCAAGACAUUGUGUGGAGUUGGCAAGGUGAAGAUAGUAGUCCUAACAACUGUCAAGAAUAACGGUUAUGCUUUGUUUGCUUGUACUAUACUUCGGCCACCCAUAUAGCUCAAAGGCUUGUACCCUAACCGAAAAUUAAUAUCGACGGAGCACCAACUCAGCAAACUAAGAACGGGAUGAGGAGUUGAGCUGACCGCUUUUGGUUCGGUUUGUGUUUGUUUUCUUGCCCUGUUUAGGCACGCGUGAACGUGCCACAUUGGUGUUUCGGAAUCACAGAACGAUUUUUCGUCCGAAACUCCAAAAAUAUCGUUAAUCUACUUUUGAUGUUAUGAUCGUUACGGGGUGGUUUUUUUUAACCCUUGACACUCCAAAAUCUUGCCUUAGGUAAGCACCGUGAAAUGCUAACUGUUUUAUGUAAAUAGAGGCAAAAACAAGUCACUUCAAGUAGGGUAUUUAGGGGCAUAGUGUUCUUAUGUCCUAAUAGUGUGUGUGUAAAUAGUGUGGUAGGAGUAAUUGAGUUCAUAAAAGGGUGUCUAUGGAGAGGAUGUUUUGCGAAUGGAUCUUUGUGCUGCUUAUAUGUAUAUAGUUAUAAUUUGUGAA
Molecule: messenger RNA, 2194 nt
Organism: Rhododendron vialii
Lineage: Eukaryota; Viridiplantae; Streptophyta; Magnoliopsida; Ericales; Ericaceae
Product: CBL-interacting serine/threonine-protein kinase 5-like
Exons: 2
Coding region: 262-1656 (464 amino acids)
Biological process (GO): signal transduction; protein phosphorylation
Molecular function (GO): protein kinase activity; ATP binding
Source: RefSeq, a predicted model, not a curated record